This is a messenger RNA of Vigna umbellata (rice bean), 1893 nucleotides long. Its product is annotated as Polynucleotidyl transferase, ribonuclease H-like superfamily protein. The record is from RefSeq and is a predicted model, not a curated record. NCBI's taxonomy places the organism in Eukaryota, Viridiplantae, Streptophyta, Magnoliopsida, Fabales, Fabaceae. Gene Ontology annotation, molecular function: 3'-5' exonuclease activity; nucleic acid binding.
UUAUUGGAAGAAGCAAAGCAUAUCCACUAACUGUUAAUUCCUUGGUGUUUUGGUUUACUGUGCAGGAAAAGAUAUUCCAAGACUGCACCGCCAUUCAACCUCAUGGUUGGGUUAGUAAUAACUUCAAAUCACGGGCCUUUGCCAGCCCAAUCACUAUAUACCCUCAUCUUCACUUCAAUCAAACAAAAAUUCUGAAUUCUCCUUACAAAUUACAACACAACACUGUUCGGUUGAAUUCUGUUAAUGGGUUCUACCGCUGAAGACCGAUCAGAGAUUGUGUUCUUCGAUGUGGAGACCAGCGUCCCCACUCGAACAGGUCAGGGUUUUGCCAUUCUCGAAUUCGGAGCCAUUUUGGUUUGCCCCAAGACGCUCACGGAGCUCCGCAACUACUCCACCCUCAUCCGACCCCCCGUUCUCUCCGUCAUCUCCCCCUUGUCCCAGCGCUGCAAUGGCAUCACCGCCGACGCCGUCGCCGCCGCGCCGACUUUUGCCGACAUUGCUCACCUCGUCUACGACCUUCUUCACGGGAGGAUUUGGGCGGGUCAUAAUAUCAUAAGGUUUGACUGUGUUCGGAUUAGAGAUGCUUUUGCUGAGAUUAAUCAGCCGCCACCUGAACCUAAGGGAACCAUUGACUCUCUAGUUUUGUUGACUCAGAAGUUUGGAAGAAGAGCUGGUGACAUGAAGAUGGCUACUCUUGCUACUUAUUUUGGACUUGGACGCCAGACACAUAGGAGCUUAGAUGAUGUUCGGAUGAAUCUUGAAGUCCUUAAAUACUGUGCAACCGUUCUAUUCUUGGAGUCAAGUCUCCCGGAUAUAUUCACUGCAAACAGUUGGGUUUCACCAAAGACUACGACAAGAAGCCGCAGUAAUGGGAAAUCUCCAUCACAGGGGGGCUUAUUAAACAUUAAUGGGGUUUCUGUAUUAUCAUCUCCUGCUGUUGAAUCCAAAGACAAAAGUCAUCCUAUAAUUUCUUUAGCAAUGAGCGGCCCAAAAGGGGAUGCCCUUAAUAAUGCAGAUCCUAAUAUAGUUCAAUCGGAUCCUUUUAAUUUGAGUACUCUGGAGGAAGAAAUAAAUAGAGAACCCAUUAAGUCAGAUGUUUCCACGGUGGAAAAACCCAUGCAAGAGUCACCUGAUUUGGCUUCCUCGUCUUCUGUGUUUCAGCCUAGCAGCAGCUCUAUUCUUGUUUUUGAACCUGAUAGAAAAUGUGUCCCUUCUAUUGAUGCAUCUCUUGUUCCAUCUUUUCAAGGCAGUCAAAGGAUAGAAUUGCUGCAUGAAGGUUUCCCAUUCCAACUUUAUUGUACUGAUUUGAAAGUGCGGUUUGGAAUAAGCACGAAGUUUUCUGAUAAUGCUGGCCGGCCACGAUUGAGUUUUGUGGUUGAUUCAUCUCCAAGUCUAUGUAAUGUUCUUGAUGCAUGUGAUGACGUUGCUAAGAAGUUAACGGUAGAUUCUGGCAGCAGCUCUGAUUGGAGGCCUGUUGUCAUCAGGAAAGAAGGUUUCUUCAACUAUCCUACUGUCAGAUUGCACAUACCUACAGCUGUAGUCGCAGACGUGGCCAUUUAUGCCACAGAAAUAUAUCAGAAAGAGUCUUCUGGAGCAGUGCAAAGACUUCUCUUCAGUAAGUUUGAUGCUGCAGAACUUGGUUCCUUGUUCAUGCCUGGGACAUUUGUUGAUGCCUUCUUCUCUUUAGAUCCCUAUGACUAUCAGCAGAAUGCAGGGAUUAAAUUAGUUGCUAAAAAAUUGAUCAUUCAUUGCAAAUAGAAGGAAGUUUAAACUUAAGUAUAGGUUAAUUAUUACACGCCAAGGUUGAUAGAUUAAAUAUUGGUUAUGCUGUAAAGUGGUUCCAUUUCAAGCUUGUAGUUCAACUGAUAUUCACACCUUUGAAUUUUCUGGUUA